This is a messenger RNA of Symbiodinium sp. CCMP2456, 1950 nucleotides long. The record is from the annotation of a GenBank genome assembly. Lineage: Eukaryota; Dinophyceae; Suessiales; Symbiodiniaceae.
AUGUCGCGAGCUGACCGCUCCAGCUCGGCACCCAUGGAGGCACACCUUGCACGCUGCUCCUCUGAUCAGUCCAGAGGUCGGGCGGCUGAACAGUGCCGAGGAGGUGCUCAGCUACUUCCACAGCCUUCCCAAGGGACGUGCUGCCGACCAGGCGCUAGCCUGUCUGCUGCGCCUCGGCGGUCUUUCAAAGCGUCAAGCAGUGCAGGAUUCCAAGCUCGACGAGAUUCUCUCAGCUUUAACGAAGCACACGCCGAAGGCGCUGCGUGGCCCUCGCGCUCUCGGCGCGGCGCUUGUCGCCCUGGCGCGUCUCCGUGGUUCGAGAGCCCAGGAGCUGCGGCGACGCUGCCUUGCGCGCGCCGCCUCCGAGCACGGUGCCGGGCCCCGCGAUUUGGCCAACUUCGCCUGGGCAGCUGCCACCUUGAGCGAAAAAGGUGCUGCUGUGCUACAGCAUGUGGCUUCCGAGGCGCUUGCUGGCAGGCUCAGCUCUGCUGGUCCAUGGGAAAACUGCAGGAGGCGCCCGCACCCCUCUGCGAAGCGCUUUUUGCAGCUGCAGCACAGCGUUACGGCGAGUUCGCGCCGCAGGGAUGGGCCAAUAUUGCCUGGGCCUGCGCGCGCCUCUGCCCUCGAGGGCCCAGAAGCGCACUGAACUGCACAGCAAAGAUGAUUGCUGCUGCAGCAGGGGCUCUGCGUUCACGCCCGACGGCUUUCGCUGUGCAGAACAUGUCGAACCUGGCCUGGGCAGCGGGGACGUUGGUCAUUCGCGACAGCCCGUUCUUCUCCUCGCUGGCCAGUGCAUGCCGCUUCGCAGAGCUGGGUGCGCAGCACGUCGCGAACAUUGCCUGGUCCUUCGGCACAGUGGCGCAUCGGAACGACCAGUUUAUACAGUUGCUGAGUCAGCGGGCUGUUGAUAUCGGCCUGGCAACGUUUCAACCUGAAGAAUUUGCAGGCUUCCUCUAUGCACUGGGCAUGCUGAGCUCAGCGCCGCCCAUGCUGGAUGCUGCUUUGCGAGAGGUGCAGCGCCGUGUCACGGGGCAGCCGGGGCAGCCGGGGCAGCUGGGAGCCACGGAGCUCAGCGGAGUGAUCUGGGCUCUUGCAGCUCUUGGACAGGACUCGGAAGCCUUCGCCGCUGCGGCUCGAGCGGCAGAAGAUCGCGCAGCAGAGCUGUCGCCACAAGGAGUGGCGAAUGUCUUCUGGGCAUUCGCAACGCUGGAGGUACCGGGGGAGCUUGGCACUUCUUUCCCACGCCUGUCUGGGGCAGCACGCGCCUGCAGCCCGGAGCUCAUGCCGCAGGGCUUGGUGAACCUGGCCUGGGCGUUGACGGUGCUCAUGGCCGCGGAGGCUGGCAGCGGGAGUCUAGAGGCAUCUACUCUGCAGUCAACACUCUCGCUCGCAUCGAAUCUUGUUGGCUCGCUGAAGACGCUGGAGCUUGCUGCCCUUUCCUGGGUGGUUGCGCACUGCCGGGCCGAUCAUGUCUCUGCACAGGCCCGGAACCUAGAGGCGCCCUUGGCCACGGAAGUCCUGCAGCGGCUGGCAGGGGCAGAGGCCUUUGAGGCGAGACAGCUGUCGAAUUUAGCCUGGGCCUUCGCGACAAUGGCUUCGCGUGCCACGGUGGUCGAAGCCCUGGGCCGCGCUGCCCUGCCCAGGUUGGAAGGCUUCUCCUCGCAAGGCCUCUCCAACAUGGCCUGGGCUUUGGGCUGCACCACGGUCUUUGCAGCAGGCAUUGGCGAGCGCCUCCUACGGGGCCUGGCCGCUGCCUCGGUGUCGCGCAGCUUCUCACCGCAGGGCGUGGCCUUGCUCGCUUGGGCCUUUGCGCCGGAGAGCCGCAUGCGGAUGGAUCCGAUCCCAUCGUCGCCUGCAGCCGCAAAGCUGCAUCUCCUUGAAACCAUUCAGCGAGAGGUCCAGGUUGGCUUGCGCCAGGGAUCACAUCCACGAACAGCGUCUGAUGGAUAG